UGUGUUAUUUCUCUUCUUCAGGUGUCAGGCUGGUUGGAGGUUCUCGCUGCUCUGGGAGGUUAGAGAUACUUCAUGAUCAGACGUGGAUGUCAGUGUGUGACGCUGCCUUUGACCAGCAGGAUGCAGAGGUUGUGUGUAGAGAGCUGGACUGUGGGGCUCCUGUACAGGUGCUGGGAGCAGCUGCUUUUGACAAAGGAGACACUCAGAUGUGGACACAAGAGAUUCAGUGUAGAGGAAAUGAAUCUCAGAUUCACCUUUAUCCAACAUCACCAUCACAUGAAAACAACUGUUCACAUGACAGUAAUGUUGGUCUUGUGUGUGCAGACCGUGUGAAUGUGAGGUUGGUUGGUGGUCACAGUCGCUGUGCUGGUAGAGUGGAGGUUUUUUAUAGAGGUCAGUGGGGAACAGUGUGUGGUGAUGACUGGGAUUUGGCUGAUGCUGCAGUGGUGUGUAGAGAACUGGACUGUGGAGAACCUGUAGAUGCUCUGAGUGAUGCUCAUUUUGGACCAGGAUCAGGACCAAUCUGGAGUUUUGUCAUGUGUACUGGAUCAGAGUCUACACUGAAGAACUGUGGAACUUCAAGUCAUCCUUGUGAUCAUAGUAGAGAUGCUGGAGUCAUCUGCUCUGAUCAUAAACAUUCCAGACUUACUGAUGGGCUUCACUUGUACUCUGGAAGAUUAGAGGUGACUCAUGGUAACACCUGGGGCACAGUGUGUGACGCUGCCUUUGACCAGCAGGAUGCAGAGGUUGUGUGUAGAGAGCUGGACUGUGGGGCUCCUGUACAGGUGCUGGGAGCAGCUGCUUUUGGCAAAGGAGACACUCAGAUGUGGACACAAGAGAUUCAGUGUAGAGGAGAUGAGUCUCAUAUUUCAUUGUGCUCAAUAUCGUCAUCAAACAAACACAACUGCACCAGUGACAAUAAUGUGGGCCUGAUAUGUUCUGGUUACACUAAGGCCAAACUUAUGAAUGGUUCUGACUCCUGUUCUGGAAGAGUGGAGCUUCAGUUUCUCAAUGAGUGGGGCACAGUGUGUGAUGCAUGCUGGGAUAUGAGAGCUGCCAGUGUCCUCUGUAGACAGCUGAAUUGUGGGAUUGCUGUGUCUGUUGUGGGAUCAGACUGGUUUGGAGAGGGAAGUGGUAAAUUCUGGGCUGAUGUGUUUGAUUGUGACGGGAAUGAAACAAAACACUCAGAAUGUUCCAUCUCUUCAUGGAGUCGAGCUGAAUGUUCUCAUAGACAAGAUGUUGGAGUCAUCUGCUCUAGUUCCUCUCUGGCUCUUCAUGAUGGUCUGGUGCGGUUGUCUGGAGAGAGACAGUGUGAGGGGGAGGUGGAAGUUUUCAUCCAUCAGGUCUGGAGGAGAGUUCUGCUGGACUCCUGGAGUCUCACUGAAUCAUCUGUGGUCUGCAGACAGCUGGGCUGUGGCUCUGUGCUGAAAUUUUACGGCUCCUCUUCAUCCAGUCCUAAACACAGUCAUGAGUGUGUGACGGGCUUCCAGUGCUCUGGGAGUGAAGCUCAUCUGGGGAACUGCAGCUUUCCACAAACUCUCAACUGCAGCUCCACACAACAGCUGUCAAUCACCUGCCUUGGUCGUGGGUCCAUCAGGCUGGUGGGUUCUGGGGGAGACUGUGCAGGGAGGCUGGAGGUUUUUCACAGUGGCUCAUGGGGGACAGUGUGUGAUGACUCCUGGGAUAUUAAAGAUGCCCAUGUGGUGUGCAGACAGCUGCAGUGUGGAGUGGCCCUCAGUAACCAGCAGGUACCAGCCUGGUUUGGUCCUGGUUCUGGAUCCAUAUGGCUGGAUGAGGUGGAGUGUGAGGGGAAUGAGACGUCCCUGUGGAGCAGCUCUUCUCCAGGCUGGGGAAAACAUAACUGUCUACACAAGGAGGAUGUAGGAGUUGUGUAUUUUAAAGAGAUCAGGUUAACUGAGGGCUGUGACGGGAAUGUGGAGGUUUUCUACAAUGGAUCCUGGGGUAAUGUGUGCUGGAACAAGAUGGACAGAAACACAGCGAGUCUGAUCUGUCAAGAGCUGAACUGUGGAAGAUCUGGUGUUUUGUCUGAUUCUACACCAAGAGUGAAAUCAGCUCCUAACUGGCUGGAUAAAGUGACAUGUCGACGACAUGACUCCACUUUAUGGCAGUGUCCAUCUUCACUCUGGGGACAGAAUGACUGUGAUGAAGAUGAAGUGGCCAAAAUCAUCUGCUCAGAGGAGGAAAAUUCUGAGUCUCCUUGUAGUCGUCUGAAAUGUUCAACAUCUCACCCUCGACAGUGUUCGAGUUAUUUGUCAGUGCUUGUUUGUGUGUGUGUUUUAGAUCAUGUUCCUUUCAGACUGAGUGGAGGGGAGGGCCGGUGCUCUGGGAGGCUGGAGGUGUAUCAUAACACUGUGUGGGGCUCAGUCUGUGAUGAUCAGUGGGACAUCAGUGAUGCUCAGGUGGUCUGCAGGCAGCUGGGUUGUGGAGCAGCACUGAGGGCUGAUGGGAAUUCAACCUUUGGUGCUGGUGAAGGUGUUGUGUGGAUGAACAAAGUCGAGUGCAGAGGGAAUGAGAUUCACCUGUGGGACUGUCCUCUCUCCCUGAAAAACCACACUGACUGCUCCCGCAAAGAGCACGCUGGACUCACCUGUGCAGAUUUGUCAGUGUCCACUACUCCUGACACAACAACAUCAGCUUCUCCUCCAGUUUCUUCUCCAGUGCUCUCAACAUCAGUCACUCUUUCACAAACUUCUCCAGCAGCAUUUCCUUCUGUCCCCCCAGAGCUUGUGAUUGUACUGGUAGUUGUGCUCUUACUGCUCUUAGUGCCACUGCUUAUACUGAUUCAGCAGAACAGAGUGAUGAGGAGAGCUCUCUCUAAGAGGAGACACAGGACGACGACUGAGGCCGUUUAUGAGGAGAUUCAGCACAGACACAAUCACUUCACUCAGAGGGAGAUGGUGAAUGAAAUCACACCGGAAUACUAUGAUGAUGUCAUCACUGAUGGACUGAAACCAGAUCAUGAGACAGAAGACAUACCUGAGAGCUAUGAUGAUGUCAUCACCCCUGAACACAACUCUGAUAUUAAAGUGGACACACCAGAGCAUUAUGAUGAUGUCAUCAUUAAUGGACAGGACUCUCAAGGUGUAACAGAGGCAGAUCAGGAGGAGUAUGAUGAUGUGAAGAACAGCAGUGAAGAUGAGAGAAACUUGUUUGUGUUGGGCUUUGAUGCUGUAAAUAAACUGGAGAGUUUCCUGUCUCCUGGUGUUGGGCCUCUUUCUCUCUCAUUAGGAGGAUGCCUGUACUUCUGUAUCAUCAGUGUGGAGAAGCUUGUACUGGGUGUUGAGUUAAUCAUGCUGAGGAUGAUGGGAAGAUGCCUGACACUCAUUUUACUGUCUUCACUUGUAAUACUCAUCACAGCUGAUCAUAGGAAUGUGAGGUUGGUUGGUGGUCACAGUCGCUGUGCUGGUAGAGUGGAGGUUCUUCAUAGAGGUCAGUGGGGAACAGUGUGUGAUUUUGGUUGGGAUUUGGCUGAUGCUGCAGUGGUGUGUAGAGAACUGGACUGUGGAGAACCUGUAGAUGCUCUGGGUGAUGCUCAUUUUGGACAAGGAUCAGGACCAGUCUGGAUGAGUGCUUUUUGUUCUGGAUCUGAGUCCACACUGAAGAACUGUGGGUCAGGAUGGGGUAAAAACAGAUGUGAUCGUUCUAAAGAUGCUGGAGUCAUCUGCUCAGGUAUAGUGCUGGGAGCAGCUGCUUUUGACAAAGGAGACACUCAGAUGUGGACACAAGAGAUUCAGUGUAGAGGAAAUGAAUCUCAGAUUCACCUCUGUCCAACAUCACCAUCAGUCAAAGGAAACUGUUCUCGGGAACAGAACAUUGGUUUGUUGUGUGCUGACAUAAUAAAUGUGAGGUUGGUUGGUGGUCACAGUCGCUGUGCUGGUAGAGUGGAGGUUCAUCAUAGAGGUCAGUGGGGAACAGUGUGUGAUGUUGGUUGGGAUUUGGCUGAUGCUGCAGUGGUGUGUAGAGAACUGGACUGUGGAGAACCUGUAGAUGCUCUGACUGAUGCUCGUUUUGGACAAGGAUCAGGACCAAUUUGGAUAAAAAAUGCAUUGUGUUUUGGAUCUGAGUCCACACUUAAGAAAUGUGGAUCUGUACCAUCGAUUUAUCCAGACAAUUGUCUUGAUAAAAAUGCUCAAGUAAUUUGUUCAGGUAAACUAAAAAUUCCAUAUUAUAGUACAAAACAAAAUUUAUAUACAACAUGUAUUUUUCUUUACGUUGCACAUGGAUCCGCCGCCUCAGUGGCCGGCUUACAGAAAACUUCGCCGUCGACGGAUCCAGCAACCGCUUCCGCCACGGAUGCACCGCCAGCUGAACCAGCCACCGUGCAACAACUCACUACGGAGUUAUCCGCACAGGCAUCAAGGCUCCUCGUUCACGAACAACAGUUGGAUCGCCUCACGGAUCUCACUGCUCAGCUGGUAAGAGCCCUGCAGGGCUUUCAGUCAGCGGCGCCACCCGCUUCUCCUUCCCCGAGUGCCCAGCCCGUCGCAUCAGGUCCACGCUUAGCAUUUCCUGAGAAGUUCGAUGGUACUGCUACCAAGUGUAAAGGCUUGCUCCUGCAAUGCUCAUUGUUCGUCAGUCAGCAACCGCAUCUGUACCCCACCGAUGAGUGUAAGAUCUCUUUCGUCACGUCGCUUCUCUCCGGACGGGCGCUGGAGUGGGCCACAGCUGUCUGGCGCCUGGAUCGCCCUACUUUCCCCUCAUUUGCUAACUUCCUGCAAGAGUUUAAGAAAGUCUUCCAACCCUGCACGGAGAGUGGAGAUGCUGGGGAGCAGAUCAUGGCGCUGAGACAGGGCAGAGGGACCGCCGCGGACUACGCGCUGAGCUUUCGGACCUUAGCCGCCCAGAGUGGAUGGAACGACGGCCCUUUGAAACUCCACUACCGCAAGGGUCUCCACCCGGACCUGCAGCUGGAACUGGCCUGUCGGGAUGAGGAUCUUAUCUUGGACCAAUAUAUAGAUCUCUCCAUUCGAGUGGACAACCUAAUGAGGUCUCGCAAACCAGUUCGACCAUUCCAUUCUACAUCCAUGUCGGCCCCCACCGGCGAAUCCGCAUCUGAGCCCAUGCAGCUAGGGGCUACUAAGUUAACCCAGGAGGAGAGGGAGAGACGGCUGCGUGGUAAUCUCUGCCUUUACUGCGGACUGGCCGGUCACAUUUGGGCCAACUGUCCCACUCGACCUCCUCGCCCAGCUCCCUCGGUGAGUCCCGAUAAACCUCCUACAAACUGUUGUCACCUCCCAGUAAAACUCUUGUUUGACAAUACUAGUGUGGAUACCACCGCCCUGAUUGACUCUGGCGCGGCUGGGAACUUUAUUGACGCUGGCUUCGUGAAGUCUAAUUAUCUGCCUCUUCUCUCUUGCUCUCCUCAUGUGGCAGUGGCCGCCCUCGACGGGCGACCGCUAGGAUCCGGAAAGAUUCAAUAUACCACUGACGACAUCCACCUGCAGAUUGAGCCCUCACACCGGGAAACCAUACGUUUCUUUGUCAUCACCUCACCUCAGACACCCGUCAUCUUGGGCUACCCCUGGCUCAACCAACAUGGACCCUCCGUCUCCUGGACCACUCGCACGAUCACCCACUGGUCACCCUACUGUCAAGAGCACUGCCUGAGCACCGCCUCCCCACCACGAGAGCCGCCACUUCCUAGCAACACCUCCAACUCAAUCCCCUCGGAUUACUCUGACCUGCUCGAAGCCUUCAGCCGCACUAAGGCUGCCCGCCUGCCACCUCAUAGACCGGGGGAUUGCGCCAUUGAUCUCGUCCCAGGAACGUCACCACCCCGAGGACGGGUGUUUCCCCUGUCCCGGGCCGAGUCCGAGGCCAUGAACUCUUACAUCCAGGAGGAACUGGCCAAGGGAUUCAUCACCAUCGACCUCGCCCGCCUCGGCGGGUUUCUUCUUUCUUUGGAACAGCUGCGAUCCGCCCGGAUUUUCACCAAGCUGGACUUACGCUCUGCUUACAACCUGAUCAGGAUUCGAGCGGGGGACGAGUGGAAGACCGCGUUCUCGACCACCUCGGGGCACUACGAGUACCGGGUGAUGCCCUUCGGACUGGCCAAUAGUCCUUCCUGUUUCCAAUCCUUUGUCAACGAGGUCUUCCGGGAUAUGCUCAAUCGGUGGGUGAUCGUCUACAUUGAUGACAUCCUGAUCUACUCAGGGUCCCUUCCCGAACACAUCAACCAUGUCAGACUGGUACUACAACGCCUUAUCAAGCAUCAGCUUUACGCUAAGGAGGAGAAGUGCGAAUUCCACCGAGACACGAUCUCCUUCCUGGGUUACAUCAUCAGUGCGGAGGGGGUCGCCAUGGAUGAGAAGAAGGUGAAUGCGGUCUUGAAGUGGCCCCGUCCCAGCACACUCAAGGAGCUCCAGCGCUUCCUGGGCUUCGCAAACUUCUACCGACGCUUUAUACGCCACUUCAGCUCCGUCGCAGCUCCUCUCACGGCCAUGGUCAGGAAGGGGGCCUCUCGCCUAGCCUGGUCCCAACCUGCCCUCCAGGCCUUUGACGACCUGCGUCAAAGGUUCACCACCGCGCCCAUUCUCCAUCACCCUGACCCGGAUCGACCUUUCAUUGUGGAGGUGGACGCGUCCAGCACCGGCGUUGGGGCCGUACUGUCCCAGCGACACGGCGAACCGGCCAAGAUGUUCCCCUGCGCCUACUUCUCGCACAAACUCAGUCCAGCUGAGAGAAAUUAUGACGUUGGCAACCGGGAACUGCUGGCUAUCAAGCUGGCGCUGGAGGAAUGGCGGCACUGGCUUGAGGGAGCUAAACACCCCUUCACAGUUCUCACCGAUCACAGGAACCUGGAGUACUUACGAUCAGCAAAGGUUCUCAACCAUCGCCAGGCCAGGUGGUCCUUGUUUUUCACCCGAUUCCAGUUUCAAGUCUCCUACCGACCAGGCACCCAGAACACAAAGGCUGACGCCUUGUCUCGUAUCCACGAACCCGGUCAACCUGUCGCCUCUUCGGAGCCUGUGUUACCUACCACCCUGAUACUUGCUCCGGUUUCAUGGGAUCUUAUGACCGAGAUUGCCGAGGCCCAGCUCCUGGAUCCUACUCCCACGGAAUGCCUUCCUAAUCUCACCUACGUUCCUCUGAGCUUACGCCCCAGGGUCCUCAGCCAGGUUCACACAGCACCCAGCUCUGGGCACCCAGGCAUCGAGGCCUACCUUGCACCUCCUCCACAAUCGUUUCUGGUGGCCGACCCUCCGCCACGACACCAUCAAGUUCGUGCAGAGCUGCGCCCCAUAGACUUUGUUACGGACCUGCCUCCCUCUAACGGGUAUACCACCAUCCUGUCAGUGGUCGACCGUUUCUCCAAGGGCUGCCGGUUCAUCCCACUCCCCAAGCUUCCUACCGCCAUGGAGACUGCGGAGCACCUAUGCAACUGGGUCUUCAGGCUCUAUGGACUACCUGAGGACAUUCUAUCCGACCGAGGUCCCCAGUUUACCUCUCGUCUUUGGGCCAGCUUCUUCGGUCUCCUGGGAGUCAACGUCAGCCUUACUUCAGGGUACCACCCACAGGCCAACGGCCAGGUCGAAAGGCUGAACCAGGAGUUAACUCGCUUCCUCCGCUCCUACUGCCUCGACCAUCAGGAGGACUGGAGCCGUUACCUGUUCUGGGCCGAAUACGCCCAGAACUCUCUUCGCAAACCUGCCACCAACCUCACCCCUUUCCAGUGCACCCUAGGGUUCCAGCCUCCCCUUUUCCCCUGGUCAGGGGAACCAUCUGACCUGCCAGCAGUUAACUCCUGGUUCCAGCGCAGCGAGGAGACCUGGGACCGCGCUCACGUCCACCUCCAGGGCGCCAUCCGCCGCUAUCAGGAACAGGCCAACCGCAGACGCCGCCCCAAUCCCGCCUACGAACCCGGCCAGUGGGUCUGGCUGUCAACCCGGGACCUCCGACUCCGUCUCCCUUGUAAAAAGCUCAGUCCCAGGUACGUGGGUCCCUUUAAGAUCAUAAAACAAAUCACUCCUGUAUCAUACCGUCUUGAAUUAUCUGCCGAAUACCGGAUCUCACCCACCUUUCAUGUCUCUCUGUUUAAGCCCGCUGACGAUCCGGCUGGAGUGGAGAACCUAGAGGGGACCGCCUCCCAGGGACCAGCCCCCAUAGUCGUCGACGGCGAGGAGGUUUACCGGGUGAACACCAUCCUGGACUCCCGACGCCGGAGAGGUCAGCUGCAGUAUUUGGUCGAUUGGGAGGGCUUUGGCCCUGAGGAGAGAUCGUGGGUCGCCUCCGGGGACAUCCUAGACCCCUCUCUCACUACUGACUUUCACACUCAACACCCUGAUCGACCAGCCCCCCGAGAUCAGACGUGGAUGUCAGUGUGUGACACUGCCUUUGACCAGCAGGAUGCAGAGGUUGUGUGUAGAGAGCUGGACUGUGGGGCUCCUGUACAGGUGCUGGGAGCAGCUGCUUUUGGCAAAGGAGACACUCAGAUGUGGACACAAGAGAUUCAGUGUAGAGGAAAUGAAUCUCAGAUUCACUUCUGUCCAACAUCACCAUCACAUGAAAAAAACUGUUCUCAUGACAGUCAUGUUGGACUGGCUUGUGCAGAUAAUGUUAGAGUGAGGUUGGUUGGUGGUCACAGUCGCUGUGCUGGUAGAGUGGAGGUUCUUCAUAGAGGUCAGUGGGGAACAGUGUGUGAUGUUGGCUGGGAUAUGGCUGAUGCUGCAGUGGUGUGUAGAGAACUGGACUGUGGAGAACCUGUAGAUGCUCUGGGUGGUGCUCAUUUUGGACAAGGAUCAGGACCAAUCUGGGAUGAUCUCAUGUUAUGUACUGGAUCAGAAUUUUCACUGAAGAUUUGUGCAUCAGUAAUCUGUUUUUAUAACUGUGAUCAUACUAACGAUGCAGGAGUCAUCUGCUCAGAUGUCAAGCUUGCUGGAAACACCAGUUGCUCUGGGAGGUUAGAGAUACUUCAUGAUCAGACGUGGAUGUCAGUGUGUGACGCUGCCUUUGACAAGAAGGAUGCAGAGGUUGUGUGUAGAGAGCUGGACUGUGGGGCUCCUGUACAGGUGCUGGGAGCAGCUGCUUUUGACAAAGGAGACACUCAGAUGUGGACACAAGAGAUUCAGUGCAGAGGAAAUGAAUCUCAGAUUCACCUCUGUCAAACAUCUCCAUUGCACAAACACAACUGUUCUCAUGAUAAUUACCAAGGGCUACUGUGUGCUGAUAAAAAAAAUGUGAGGUUGGUCGAUGGUAACAGUCCAUGUGCUGGUAGAGUGGAGGUUCUUCAUAGAGGUCAGUGGGGAACAGUGUGUGAUGUUUGGGAUAUGGCUGAUGCUGCAGUGGUGUGUAGAGAACUGGACUGUGGAGAACCUGUAGAUGCUCUGGGUGGUGCUCAUUUUGGACAAGGAUCAGGACCAAUCUGGAUGGGUGGUGUAUUUUGUGCUGGAUCAGAGUCUACUCUAAAGAACUGUGGCUCAUCAGGAUGGAGCAUACAUGGCUGUACUCACAAUCUUGAUGCCAGUGUCAUCUGCUCAGGUCAUAUACCUUCUCGACUGGUUAAUGGAUCUCACCUGUGCUCUGGGAGGUUAGAGAUAUUUCAUGAUCAGACGUGGAUGUCAGUGUGUGACGCUGCCUUUGACCAGCAGGAUGCAGAGGUUGUGUGUAGAGAGCUGGACUGUGGGGCUCCUGUACAGGUGCUGGGAGCAGCUGCUUUUGGCAAAGGAGACACUCAGAUGUGGACACAAGAGAUUCAGUGCAGAGGAAAUGAAUCUCAGAUUUCAUUCUGUUCAAUAUCAUCAUCAAACAAACACAACUGCACUGGUGACAACACUGUGGGAGUGAUCUGUUCUGGUUACGCAGAUAUUAAACUGGUAAACAGUUCAGACUCUUGUUCUGGAAGAGUGGAGCUUCAGUUCCUCAGUAAAUGGGGCACAGUGUGUGAUGCAUGCUGGGAUAUGAGAGCUGCCAGUGUCCUCUGUAGACAGCUGAAUUGUGGGAUUGCUGUGUCUGUUGUGGGAUCAGACUGGUUUGGAGAGGGAAGUGGUGAAAUCUGGGCUGAUGUGUUUGAUUGUGACGGGAAUGAAACAAAACUCUCAGAAUGUUCCAUCUCUUCAUGGAGUCGAGCUGAAUGUUCUCAUAGACGAGAUGUUGGAGUCAUCUGCUCUGAUUCCUCUCUGGCUCUUCAUGAUGGUCUGGUGCGGUUGUCUGGAGAGAGACAGUGUGAGGGGGAGGUGGAAGUUUUCAUCCAUCAGGUCUGGAGGAGAGUUCUGCUGGACUCCUGGAGUCUCACUGAAUCCUCUGUGGUCUGCAGACAGCUGGGCUGUGGCUCUGUGCUGAACUUCUACGGCUCCUCUUCAUCCAGUCCUGAACACAGUCAUGAGUGUGUGACGGGCUUCCAGUGCUCUGGGAGUGAAGCUCAUCUGGGGAACUGCAGCUCUCCACAAACUCUCAACUGCAGCUCCACACAACAGCUGUCAAUCACCUGCCUUGGUCACAGGUCCAUCAGGCUGGUGGGUUCUGGGGGAGACUGUGCAGGGAGGCUGGAGGUUUUUCACAGCGGCUCAUGGGGGACAGUGUGUGAUGACUCCUGGGAUAUUAAAGAUGCCCAUGUGGUGUGCAGACAGCUGCAGUGUGGAGUGGCCCUCAGUAACCAGCAGGUACCAGCCUGGUUUGGUCCUGGUUCUGGACCCAUAUGGCUGGAUGAGGUGGAGUGUGAGGGGAAUGAGACGUCCCUGUGGAGCUGCUCUUCUCCAGGCUGGGGAAAACAUGACUGUAAUCACAAGGAGGAUGUAGGAGUUGUGUGCUCAGAGUUUAAAGAGAUCAGGUUAACUGAGGGCUGUGAAGGGAAUGUGGAGGUUUUCUACAAUGGAUCCUGGGGUAAUGUGUGCUGGAACCAGAUGGACAGAGACACAGUGAGUCUGAUCUGUCAAGAGCUGAACUGUGGAAGAUCUGGUGUUUUGUCUGGUUCUACACCAAGAGUGGAAUCAGCUCCUAACUGGCUGGAUGAAGUAACAUGUCGACCACAUGAUUCAAACCUGUGGCAGUGUCCAUCUUCACCCUGGGGACAGAAUGACUGUGGUGAAGAAGAAGUGGCCAAAAUCAUCUGCUCAGAACAGGGGAGUGAUGAGUCUCCUCGAAGCUAUCUGACAUGCUCCACAUCUCCCCACCACAGACAGUGUUCAGACCAUCUUCCUCUCAGACUGAGUGGAGGGGAGGGCCGGUGCUCUGGGAGGCUGGAGGUGUAUCAUAACGCUGUGUGGGGCUCAGUCUGUGAUGAUCAGUGGGACAUCAGUGAUGCUCAGGUGGUCUGCAGGCAGCUGGGUUGUGGAGCAGCACUGAGGGCUGAUGGGAAUUCAGUCUUUGGUGCUGGUGAAGGUGUUGUGUGGCUGAACAGAGUCGAGUGCAGAGGGAAUGAGAUUCACCUGUGGGACUGUCCUCUCUCCCUGAAAAACCACACUGACUGCUCCCACAAAGAGCACGCUGGACUCACCUGUGCAGAUUUGCCAGAUUUGUCAGUGUCCACUACUCCUGCCACAACAACAUCAGCUUCUCCUCCAGUUUCUCCUCCAGUGCAUCAACAUCAGUCACUCUCCACAAACUCCUCCAGCAGU
Labeo rohita (rohu) is the source of this 11573-nucleotide messenger RNA. RefSeq lists its product as uncharacterized. Gene Ontology annotation, cellular component: membrane. Gene Ontology annotation, biological process: DNA integration. Gene Ontology annotation, molecular function: nucleic acid binding; zinc ion binding. Lineage: Eukaryota; Metazoa; Chordata; Actinopteri; Cypriniformes; Cyprinidae. The record is from RefSeq and is a predicted model, not a curated record.